AUGAAGGGCCGGAGCACUACCAAAAUAUCUGGGAAAUGGAUUUUAUUUCUCUGUUUAUUUUGCUUCGCUCUUGGAAUUCUCUUCUCUAACAGAUUAUGGGAUUCCUCAGCUGAACCCAACGGUCAGCAGCUCCUAUCGCAGCGUCGACAUGAACAAGAAUUGCAGGUCAUCAAUGACGAUUCCCAAACUAAUAAGCUUUCACAUAAUAAAGAUGUAAUGGGCGAAGUGUUGAAAACCCAUGAAGCAAUUCAAUCAUUAGAUAAGUCAGUUGCUAUGCUUCAAAUGCAAUUAGCAGCAUCUAGGAGUUCUCAAGAGAGGAGCUUGGAUAGCUCUGCUGCCGUAUCAACCUUGUCUCGCGACGGAUCACCAAGGCAGAAAAUGUUCAUGGUUAUUGGGAUUAAUACUGCUUUUAGUAGUAGAAAGAGACGUGAUUCGGUUAGAGAGACUUGGAUGCCUCAAGGGGAGAAGCUUGUACAAUUGGAGCGCGAGAAGGGUAUUAUUGUCCGGUUCAUGAUUGGCCAUAGUGCAACAUCCAACAGCAUUUUAGACAGAGCCAUUGAUUCAGAAGAUGCUCAGCAUAAGGAUUUCUUUAGGCUGGAGCAUGUUGAAGGAUACCAUGAAUUGUCUGCAAAAACAAAAAUUUUCUUUUCCACAGCAGUUGCGAAGUGGGAUGCAGAGUUUUAUGUCAAGGUGGAUGAUGAUGUUCAUGUUAAUCUGGGUAUGCUAGCUGCUACACUUGCUCGCCAUCGAUCAAAGCCCAGGGUGUACAUUGGAUGUAUGAAAUCUGGACCUGUUCUUUCCCAAAAGAAUGUCAAGUAUCAUGAAGCAGAGUAUUGGAAAUUUGGAGAAGAAGGGAACAAAUACUUCCGACAUGCAACUGGGCAGAUAUAUGCUAUCUCAAAAGAACUCGCCACUUAUAUCUCCAUUAACCAGCCCAUAUUGCAUAAGUAUGCUAAUGAAGACGUGUCUCUUGGUUCAUGGUUUAUUGGUCUUGACGUUGAGCACAUUGAUGAUCGUAACAUGUGCUGUGGGACGCCACCAGACUGUGAGUGGAAGACACAGGCGGGCAACGUGUGCAUUGCAUCUUUUGAUUGGAGCUGCAGUGGAAUUUGCAAAUCGGUGGAGAGGAUCAAAUUUGUUCAUGAAAAAUGCGGUGAAGGAGAUGGAUCUGUCUGGAGUGCUCUCUUUUAA
This is a messenger RNA of Dovyalis caffra, 1191 nucleotides long. NCBI's taxonomy places the organism in Eukaryota, Viridiplantae, Streptophyta, Magnoliopsida, Malpighiales, Salicaceae. The record is from the annotation of a GenBank genome assembly.